Molecule: messenger RNA, 723 nt
Organism: Closterium sp. Naga37s-1
Lineage: Eukaryota; Viridiplantae; Streptophyta; Zygnematophyceae; Desmidiales; Closteriaceae
Source: the annotation of a GenBank genome assembly
AUGCUGAUCCUAGUGCACUCGGUGACCCAGCUGACCCAGCUCCUUCCUGCCCCUCUCCCCUCCCUACCACUUCCGUUCGUCCCUUCCCGUCUCGCCUCUACCCCUUUCGUUCACUCCUCCCACCCCUCUCCCAUCCUACCCCUUUCCCUCGCUCGUCCCCAUCCCUCUCUCAUCCUACCCCUUUCCCUCGCUCCUUCCCAUCCCUCUCCCAUCCUACCCCUUUCCCUCGCUCCUUCCCAGCCCUCUCUCAUCCUACCCCUUUCGCUCGCUCCUUCCCACCCCUCUCCCCUCCCCACCCUUCGCGUUCUCCACUUCCCACCCACCUUUCCGCCAGUCGACUCGUCUACGUCUGGCAAGAAAACAAACGCGGGGGCGUUUCUCUUUCCUCCUGCUGCCGGCCCCGCCAUCCCCGCCGCCCCGCCCGCCCCGCCCGCCCGCGCUGCCCCCGCCGCCGCCGCGCCGGGCGCAACCUCCCCUGCAUCAGUUGCCCUAUCACCACGCAAGUCCGCAGCUGCUGCUGCAUAUGCCGGCGCUACUUCAUACCCCCUUGGCCGGGGAGAAGACCCGCUGGGGGACGUUGCCUGCAUUCCCCCUAUCCCCCCUGCGCCUCCUACUCCCCCCGCGCCCCCUAUCCCCCCUGCGGCCCCUAACCCCCCUGCGCCCCAUACCCCCCCUACCCCACCUGCGGAAGGGGAAAUCGCUCGCGGGCUGGGGGACCUCUGA